AUGGAGUGGGCCGCGAUCAUCUGCACAUUGCUACUUUUAGUACUGGCUACUAGCAUCAGCCUAGACGCCGCCGAGUAUCAAUCUUUGCAAUGGACAAAUUCCAUUGGUAUGAAGAUGGUACGCAUACCGCCCGGCAAAUUUCAGAUGGGUUACAGUAAGACCCCACUUCCUAAGGAACUGACGACGAGUUUGCCGUACCGUGAGGACGGAGAUUAUGAUGAAAAACCAUACCACUACGUUACCAUAUCGAAAUCGUUUUACGUGUCCGAGUUGGAGGUGACAAACCAGCAUUAUGAGCAGUUCGACUCCGACCAUAAGGCGGUGAGAGGAAAACUCGGAUUUUCUAUAGACGACGACGAAGCAGUCGUAUUUGUGAGCUGGUAUGACGCGCACUCAUUUUGUCAGUGGCUCAGUGGAGUAGACAACAGGACAUACCGUCUACCUACAGAAGCAGAGUGGGAGUAUGCAGCACGUUCAGGCUCAGUUACAUAUUUCUCAACAGGAGAUACCGUUCCCAAAGAGUAUCAGAAGUGCCAGGAGAGAUCAUGGUACCCUGGCAAGCUGGAACUUUGUCCCACCCCCAAGCUCACGACUGGUGGGACUCCAGCUAAUGCAUUCGGUUUAAAGGAUAUGGUUGGCAACGUGGAGGAGUGGACACUGGAUUGGUACGAUUGGUACAGAGCAGACAACGUUACUGAUCCUACUGGUCCAGCGAGUGGUGAUUUCAAGGUGACGAGAGGUGGCAGUCACUCAACAGAUUUGUAUUACUUGCGAAGUGCCAAUCGACUGGGAACGUUACCAGAUGAUAAGAGUUGGUUUAUUGGUUUCAGGAUAGUCAUGGAAGACCCAAACCCAAUAGUACUGGAGGGCGAUCCUUACCAUAAAGUGACUCAGCAAGCACUUCAAUCUCAGAACUUGGAACCCAUAAAAUCAACAUCAAUUAUUCAGAAAAAUUUCAAUGAUACGUAUGAUCCCAGUAAACCCUAUUUUCAUGGUCCUUUGCAGUAUGUUAACAUUCCUAAGGAUCAACUGCAUCUCCCAUUUGGUCACCAUAACCAUGAUCCAGCUGUUUGCCCAUGUCCAAAUGGAGACGCGCUUGCCAUUUGGUACAGUUGUUGGGAAGAGUCUGCUCGUGAGCUGGGUAUCGUGUACAGUAGACUUGAAAGAGGCACAGAGCAAUGGGACGAACCGAAGAUAUUCUGGAAUGCACCUGACAGGAAUGACCAUGCUCCAGCUAUGUAUAUUGACAGUCAAGGUACCAUGUAUCAUUUCAAUGGUCUAUCAGCAGCUGCAACAUGGGGAAACUUGGCUACUGUGAUGAGGACAUCACAGGACAAUGGGAAGUCAUGGAGUAAAGGCAGGAUAAUAUUUCCCGAGCACGGACUGAAACACAUGCCUGUUGAGACAACAAUACAGACUCAUGACGGCUGGCUCGUUCUUCCUACUGAUGCAACCACUGCUGGUGAAGGUGCUACAGUCCUUCACUUUUCUCAAGAUAAUGGCAGCACAUGGUACGAUCCCGGUGGAUUUAUUCGUGGAAUUCACGGUGCAGUUGUUCAACUCAAAAAUGGCAGUUUAUACGCAUUGGGAAGGGGAAAUGAUAUUAAUGGUCAUAUGGCUCACAGCCUUUCCAACGAUUUAGGAAAAAGUUGGACAUACAGUGCGUCGCCAUUCCCUGGUAUUCAUGGUGGUCAGCGUGAGAUCUUGUUACGACUUCGUGAAGGACAGAUCUUGUUUAUUGGAUUCGCUAACCAUCCUUUGCCUAUAGUCGACAGCUCCAACAAGACUCGUUCAGUUGUUGGCCUGUUUGCUGCCAUAAGUCAUGAUGAAUGCGAGACAUGGUCUAAUCGACGUCUCAUAUCCGACGAUGGGAAGGGCCGCACAGUAGAGACCCUUGAUGGACAACCCUUUACGAUGAGCUAUAAGCGUGCCGAGCCUCUUGGCUAUGUGUCUGCAAGACAGUCACCAGUCGAUGGUCUCAUUCACGUCAUCACCAGCAGACAGCAUUACCAAUUCAAUGCCAAGUGGCUGGAAACAUACCCACCACCACCACCACCACCAUAGCA
Molecule: messenger RNA, 2066 nt
Organism: Corticium candelabrum
Lineage: Eukaryota; Metazoa; Porifera; Homoscleromorpha; Homosclerophorida; Plakinidae
Exons: 1
Coding region: 1-2064 (687 amino acids)
Molecular function (GO): protein binding
Source: RefSeq, a predicted model, not a curated record